This is a messenger RNA of Arctia plantaginis, 972 nucleotides long. Lineage: Eukaryota; Metazoa; Arthropoda; Insecta; Lepidoptera; Erebidae. The record is from the annotation of a GenBank genome assembly.
AUGAACCACACAGUUUGUUGUAAGGGCUACCAAUAUGUAAACGAUUUCGAUACGUGUUCACCAAUUUGUAGCAUCGAGUGUAUUCAUGGAACGUGCAUCGAACCAGACACCUGUCAAUGCAAUGAACCUGCCUACCUCAACGAGAACAAUACCUGCGUUACGCCUACCUGUAGUCCAGAAUGUGUUAAUGCCAACUGCUUACAAAAUAACACAUGUACCUGCAAAGAGAAUUUCAACCCCUAUAACUCUACACACUGCUUUCAAUGUGAUACUGGUUAUACUGUGGAUGAAAACCUCAACUGCCGUCCAAUAUGCGAAUCAACGUGCAUCAAUAGUUCCUGUGCAUCUCCCAAUAACUGUACCUGUGAUUCAGGAUUCGAGUUCAAGAAUGGAACUGCCUGUGAGCCCAAGUGUGAUUGCGUUAACGGAAAUUGUAUAGCUCCUAACACUUGUUCCUGCUACGAAGGUUAUAUACCUGUGAAUGAGACUACUUGCGUUCCUAAAUGCAGUAACUGUUCUAAUGGCAACUGCGUUGCGCCCAAUACUUGUAUUUGCAAUCCAGGAUUUCGCAUCCAAGAUAAUCUAGGUUGUGUGCCAGACUGUAUCUGUGUUAAUGGCGAAUGUGUAGCUCCUGGAAACUGUUCUUGCUAUAAAGGUUACGUGCGUAUUAAUGAAACUACAUGUACUCCUAAAUGUGAUAGCUGUUCAAACGGAGAGUGCGUUGCUCCAAAUAUUUGUUCUUGUUAUAGUGGAUAUGUAUACGUAGGCGGUUUUUGCAGACCUGUAUGUUCAGUACCUUGUAUUAACGGGGUGUGCUCGGCCCCUGAUGAGUGUUUGUGCAAUGAUGGUUACGUGAAGGAUAAAAAUGGAGUGUUAUGUGUGAAACCAAAAUCCUGUGAGGAAGACUGUGAAGGGUAUUGUGAUGCUGGUGUAUGUGUUCCAUGGAAUUGCACGGAUCCAAUUAAUUUGUAA